Zootoca vivipara (common lizard) is the source of this 1236-nucleotide messenger RNA. It is a transcript of the gene EIF2B2, whose product is annotated as eukaryotic translation initiation factor 2B subunit beta. Gene Ontology annotation, cellular component: eukaryotic translation initiation factor 2B complex. Gene Ontology annotation, molecular function: guanyl-nucleotide exchange factor activity; translation initiation factor activity. Lineage: Eukaryota; Metazoa; Chordata; Lepidosauria; Squamata; Lacertidae. The record is from RefSeq and is a predicted model, not a curated record. Gene Ontology annotation, biological process: translational initiation.
UUUUGCUUUUCGUUCCCCCGGCCGAAUUAGUUCCCCCACACCGCCAACCCUUUCCAUCAACCUUCGCUUCGAAUUGCCGAGAUGUCGGCCGCGGCUGCGAAAAGAGAAUCCGAUCUCUCCGGGCAGAUCGAGGACUUUGUGGCGCUGCUUAAGCGGGGCGGGAAGAGGCCUCGCUCGGAGGAUGUUGCGCGGCAGACUGUGGGCCUGCUGCGGAGGAUCGUGGCGAACGGGCGCUGGGACAAUGCGGGAGAGCUGAUAAGCAUAAUUCGUCAGGAGGGUAAGAAAAUGACUGCUGCCCAGCCAUCUGAGACCACUGUAGGCAAUAUGGUGAGACGAGUGCUGAAGAUAAUUCGAGAGGAGUAUGGCAGGCUUCGAGGAUACAGUGAGGAGAGUGACCAGCAGGAAUCACUACACAAACUUCUGACCUCGGAAAGUAGUGACGACACUGAGAGUUUCAAUAUCUACUAUCCUCCACUCAGGGCCAAUAUCAUUGAAAUUAUUAGUGAACUCUUAAUUGAACUAGAGGGUACCACUGACAACAUUGCCAUGCAGGCCCUGGAGCAUAUCCACUCUAAUGAGGUGAUCAUGACCAUUGGCUAUUCACGCACAGUUGAGGCCUUCCUGAAGGAGGCAGCACGCAAGAGGAAAUUCCAUGUAAUUGUGGCUGAAUGUGCACCCUUUUGUCAGGGUCAUGAAAUGGCUGUCCGUUUGUCGAAGGAGAACAUAGAAACUACCGUCAUGAGUGAUGCAGCCAUCUUUGCCGUCAUGUCUCGUGUCAACAAGGUAAUAAUUGGAACAAAGACUAUCUUGGCCAAUGGUGCCCUGAUAGCUGUCAGUGGCACUCAUACCUUGGCACUGGCAGCCAAGCACCACUCCACCCCUCUUAUUGUCUGUGCACCCAUGUUCAAGCUCACACCACAGUUCCUUAAUGAAGACGACUCAUUCCAUAAAUUCGUCUCUCCACAGGAAGUGUUGCCUUUCACAGAAGGAGAUAUUCUGUCUAAGGUCAACAUUUAUUGUCCGGUCUUUGACUAUGUUCCUCCAGAACUUAUCACACUCUUCAUUUCAAACAUUGGAGGCAACGCUCCUUCCUACAUCUAUCGUCUAAUGAGUGAACUCUAUCACCCGGCGGAUCGUGAACUUUAAGCUAUGGACACCAUUUAUAUCACGGAGUAGAUGUGUACUUUCCCCUGAAGAAGCAGUGGCAAAAUAAAAUGUCAGACUGCAGAAAAUGGA